Neurospora hispaniola is the source of this 192-nucleotide messenger RNA. RefSeq lists its product as uncharacterized. The record is from RefSeq and is a predicted model, not a curated record. The transcript has a single exon. NCBI's taxonomy places the organism in Eukaryota, Fungi, Ascomycota, Sordariomycetes, Sordariales, Sordariaceae. The annotation marks the transcript as partial.
AUGCGGUCGUGGGCUCUCGAAGACAGUAAGUACAAUGUAUGCUACAUACCGGGAUUGGAACACAUCUCGUGUUGUGGUUGUCGUGGUAGCAAUCAGCACGGUUGCUUGCUGGAGGCACGCAGAAGGUCAAGCCACCGAGGCUGUUUUGCAGGAAGACGCACAAAUUACUCAUUGUAUAUUAGCCAUCUCCUU